AUGUAUUGCGAUGUCCUGGAAGGCGGCCCUCGACGGGGACGACGACCGAAGCGAACCGUUCCGGUGGAUAACGAUAUCCAAAUGGAUGAUGCUCCCAGAGAGGACGUCGCGCCGCCAGCGCCAUCUCUCUCCCCGUCCCCGUCGCCAUCACCGCACGAAAUCGCCUUGCGAAAGGCAGACGAUGACAUUCGAAAGGCAGACAAGCCUCGUGUGUGUUUCCAAUGUUAUGGAAACCCUGCAGGGUUAGACAAUCAGCGUAUCCAGCAGUACUCGCGUCACAAGGGUCUGUUGCGACACUUCCGAACUGUGCAUCUUGAUGACCGUCACUGCAACUACUGCAACGAGUCGUUGGAUCACGAGAUGCAAUGGCGGAGACACCCAGGACAAUCACCGCUUGCGUAUUCGAUAUCUUGGGGACGUUCCUCCUGUUCAUGA
Molecule: messenger RNA, 435 nt
Organism: Aspergillus affinis
Lineage: Eukaryota; Fungi; Ascomycota; Eurotiomycetes; Eurotiales; Aspergillaceae
Exons: 1
Coding region: 1-435 (144 amino acids)
Source: RefSeq, a predicted model, not a curated record